ACGAUUGGUUGUUAUGAAACGUCUCGGAAGUGAUAUAUUUGACUUACCUGUCGAAUGACAUACGGGAAGUCACGAAAUUACCCGUAAAGACAUUUUAGUUAGUUACAUUUGUUAUCCCAGAUACCACGCACUGCUAACAUUAGUUAGCAGUGCUAACAUUAGUUAGCAGUUCCUCAUGCUAUCGUUAGCUUAUCAGUCCACCGUGUGACGUAGAAUAUGUGGGACGAAUGGACCUCAGUUUUAUUUAUGAUCAACUAACAUGUUCAUUGCAUGCUGCAUAGUUACUGAUUACCAGACACUAGUUAAUAUUUGAUUGUUUAGACUCCGUUGGACCUGACAACCCGCAGUUUCAUGCUGUACUCGAGUAUUUUUACAUAGUUUGUCCGUUAGUCUUUUUCCCCCCCUGUCCUCCACUCUGUUUCUGCGUUGAAACAGCUGCUAUAAUGGAUGUUAAAGAGGACAUCAUAGCCAUUUUAGAGCAGUUUGACAUCGGGAACAAAUUAUCUUCUCUACCGGUGCUACCCAAAGCCUCAGUGCUGAUCCCACUGAUGGUGAAGAAUGGAGAGCUGCACACCAUGAUGACCCUGCGAUCAAAAGAGCUGCGGACCAGUGCUGGUGAGGUGUGUUUCCCGGGUGGGAAGAGAGACCCCAGUGACAGAGAUGAUGUGGACACAGCCCUGAGAGAGGCCGAGGAGGAGAUAGGUCUCCCACCUGAAGAUGUUCAGGUGGUCUGUAGACUGGUCCCUAUCAUCAAUAAGAGCGGUUUGUUGGUGACCCCGGUGGUUGGCUUCAUAGACGAGUCAUUUCGUCCCUGUCCAAACCCAGCUGAGGUCAGUGCUGUGUUCACUGUCCCCUUCACCAGCGACAAGGACCACUAUGCCACCCAUGGUGUUGCCGGGACAAUGGGGAUAAUGCACUCUUUUCAUUUUGUGGACCCUGAUUCAGGAAGCCAGUAUCACAUAUGGGGCCUCACUGCCAUGUUUGCCAUACUGGUCGCUGCCCUGGCUCUCAAGAAAAAACCUGACUUUCAUGUUGCUUUUGACCCAGAAGAUCCAAUAUCCUUCUUCCAACAGGUUCUACACAGAAGAACGAGUAAACUAUGACCAGCUGUGUCUUAAUGCUUGUAAUGCAUUUGUGCCGAUACAAAUGCCUGAAGCCAGUGUUUUAUAAUUGUUGUUCCUUCAUGUAUAGCCUUGUGAAGAUAAGAAUACAUGUGUACAUUUAGUAAUGUGCAAUAUUUGCUUGAGAAGAUUAAUAUAUAAAACUUUCAGAGCUAUUCACUUAUGAGGGGAAAAAAACGAAAACACAAAUACGUUUUAAUUUUUAUUAAUUCUUUUAAUGUAGCAGCAGGAUUACAGAUAUAAACAGAAGAGUAUACAAAUGUCCAGACCAAGGCAAAUUACAUGUUAAUAAUAGUUCAGAUGUAUGAUAACACACUGGGGUUGACCUUUAUCCCGACUGCGGGGUCUUAAGGCUAGAUACUAAAGCUCAAGCUACACAGAACGGAUACAACAAAACUGUUGGAGAAUGUGAAAUAGAAAGCGAACUAGGAAAAGUGAGCUAACUGAGUACACACAAGAUACAGCUCACACUAUUGGCAAUUAACAGUUAAUUUAUCAUGGUUGCUCCUUUUGAUCAAGCAGUUCACAGCAACAAUAGUAAUGUUGACAAGCACAUCAACACAAGAUAGCUCUCCAUAAAACAAUCUCCACGGUCUCGUCCCUUUUACCUCACAUGUACAAAUCUCAUGAGGCAUGAAAAACAUUUUCAACAGAAAGUAACAAGUUGACAAUUCACUGGUGAAGCUGCACGAUGUUGUACAAAUAAAAUAUAUCUGUAUGGGCUAUGGUAAUGCUUGUGUUUAGAAAUAAAGACUCAAUCACAAAAAGGUGUCUUGAUGUUCAACAGUCCUAGAGAAUAAAAAGGACAAGGAGCCAAAUAGCUAUGACACGAAAGGGACACCAGUAAACACAGCAGAGUAACAGUUAAGUUAUCAAGGCACACAAAGUUCUGUUGAAAGCAUCACAAUUGAAAUUCAAGAUACCCCUGCAGUAUAUUUUACAUUUAAAUAUACAUGGAUAUUCAUUACAUGACUGAAGGACAAAACUGAUAUUUUGUAAAGAUUUGUGUGCUAUCUUCACCACCUUUUAAAUUAAUGUUUCACAUGGUUUUUUUCAGGUGGACGUGGCUAUUCGAAGAGUCAGACUGAGCAUCCUGGAUUGCUCAAAAUGAAACUGGACGUGAAAAAACAUGAAAUUACACCACAAUCCAAGACUAAACAAUCUGACAAAAUGUACGGUGAUACAAAUGACAGUUGGUGCCACCCCCACCCUCAAAAUAUAUGUUCUUUAAAACUGUAAUUGGUCCGAUGUUAGAAGUAGAGCAAGCUCUAUGUCCACACCAUGAGGUAAAAUGUACAUUCAUGAAACUGAAGUCACAGGUUGGCUUUCUGUGUUGGUAUGGCUUUAAGAGGCAUUACUUUUCCGCACUUCUUCCGCAACAUCAUGUGCUCUUAAACUCCCCAAGAGGACUGGAAUGCUUGGAAACAUCACUACUGCGCUCUAACCUGAUCUACAGUUAAUGGAUGAGUCAAAGUGCCAUUUGAGAUGCAUGACAUAAAAAACAAACACACACAAGAAAAACCUAGCCCAUGUAUUAUGUUAUACAGGUUGGGUAAAGUCAUUUUUAUAAACAGUAUAAUUAAGUUCCAACAUA
This is a messenger RNA of Gymnodraco acuticeps, 2715 nucleotides long. RefSeq names its product nudix (nucleoside diphosphate linked moiety X)-type motif 7 (gene nudt7). Gene Ontology annotation, biological process: coenzyme A catabolic process. Gene Ontology annotation, molecular function: acetyl-CoA hydrolase activity; coenzyme A diphosphatase activity. NCBI's taxonomy places the organism in Eukaryota, Metazoa, Chordata, Actinopteri, Perciformes, Bathydraconidae. The record is from RefSeq and is a predicted model, not a curated record.